AGGGUCACACGUGUGGCACUAGCUUCCAGCGUUUGGGUUCAUCAUGGGCGACAAGGAUGAGAAGUUGGCUCGGCUCCUGGACACAAUUGGCGCAGGAGCUGACCCCGACUUUGCCCGUGAGGUUUUAGUGGCCAACAACUGGGACCUUCAUGCAUCUGCAAUUGUCAUCCUUGGCGAAGGAGCACAAUUGGCACCGGCUCCCACUCGGGCACCUCCAGCUGCUUCUUCAACAGCCAUGACUGGAAUGCCUGAAGGUGGUAUGCCCUCAGGUCUGGGACGGAUGCCAUCCGCUGAUGUCCGAGCACCUAUGCGCACUGGCUUUUAUGAGACGCUGCUCACCACCGACCCCUCGGAGCAGGCCCGACAAGAUCGAGCGCGUGAAGAGGAACGCCUUCGUUUGGAGGCCGAACGGGUUGCAGCUGAAGAGAGAAAGAAAAGAGAGGCUGAAGAAGCCCGCAACAAGGACCUAGCACGGAGGGCUGAAGAGCAGCGUGCUGCAGCGGAGCAGAAGGCAAUCGAAAGGAAGAAGCAAAAGAUGCUGGAAGAGAAGGCCGCAAGCAAGAGCAAAGCCGCCAGAGGACGUAGGGAUGAUGACAGUGAUUCAGACCUGGAAGACAUCCCCAUCGAGUCUGGCAUCAUGCUGGCAGAGCUCUCAAAUCAGCUGGCGGGCAAGGCGCCAACGGAGAAGCCCAGGGAAGAAGAGGUUCCUGUGCCAGCUCCGCCCCCAGAGCCCAUCAAGGAGGAGACAAGUGAGCAGGCCUUGAAAGAUGCUGUUGUGGAGACCCCUGCUCUCCCCCCUGCUCCGCAGGUGGAGACUGCCGAGGCGACUCCCACGCAGCACAAAGAGGAACAACCGCCCGAGCCACCCGUGAUGGCAGCACCUGAAGCUGAGAAGGCUGCUGAUCCGCUGGUUUCAGCAUUGAGGACAUUGAGGAAGCAAUACAAAGAGGAACAACCUGCAGCGCUUGCAGCUUGUUACAGGACAUUGAAUGAUUGCAUCGGGCACGUGAUCAAAGAUCCCCAGGAAACCAAGUAUCAGCGCAUCAAAAGCGAGAAGUUCAGGAGCCGAGCUGGUGGUCUUGAGGGGGCAGUCGCUGCCUUGGAGGCAUGUGGCUUCCACCCUGAUGACUCCAAUGAGUUUCUCGUGAUGGACGCCGACUAUGCUCGGACACAGGGCCUUCGGCUCCGUGAUGCCCAGCGAAAGGUGGAGUUGCUGCUGGACGAGCUGGCGAGCGCGGGUUUCUGAUGCCAGUCCUUACAAUGCAGAAGAGCUGAAAGGCCUAAUACAGGCCGUGCGCAUCAUUUCCUAUUCAAAAACUCAUGUCACGAUCCAGCUUUGGAAAUGUGUCGUUCCCAGCAACUGAUUGGGAGGAGCUGCAAACAAUCUGACUCUGUACUAACCAGAGACGAACUGGCGGC
Messenger RNA from Durusdinium trenchii, 1419 nucleotides. The record is from the annotation of a GenBank genome assembly. NCBI's taxonomy places the organism in Eukaryota, Dinophyceae, Suessiales, Symbiodiniaceae.